AUAAAGAUUUCUUGUCCCUAAAAAUUGCUUGGAACCCGAGUUAAAAUAACUUGUAUUUUUUUUUGUAUUUUUUUUUUUUUUUUUUUUUUUACUUAUUUAACUACAACAUUCAUUCUUACUCUUAUUAAAUAUACAUACAUACCAUGCCUCGAACUACGUUUUCUUGUCGUUGGUCCAGUUGCCAAUUGAAUUUUGGAGAUCCAGAAGAUCUCUUUACACAUUUAUCUGAUGAUCACAUUGGUCGAAAGGCGACCAACAACCUUUGCUUACAAUGUCAAUGGAACGGUUGCGGCACCGUUGCAGCCAAACGAGAUCAUCUCGCUAGUCAUUUGCGAGUUCAUUUACCCUUAAAACCUCACCAGUGCACACUUUGUAGUAAAGGGUUUAAAAGACCUCAAGAUUUAAAAAAACAUGAGCGUAUCCAUACAGUAGAGCAUCAAGCCUCUUUACUUAGUAACCAACCCGGCUAUAAACCCGUACGUAGAAGAAGAAAAGCAACCACAGUGAAUGUUACAGUAACACCACAUGCACCCAAGAAAGAGACUUCAGAGUCAGACUUGUCCUCCUACAGUCCUAGUUUUUCAUUAGGCGAGUCAUCUCAGCAACCUUAUUAUGAAAACUACUCCCAGGAUCCUUUACAAGAGCUUAUUGACGAUGUCCUACAAAACCAAUCUUCACCUAGUUACGACACUGAUAUGAUGGAUCGACUAGAUUCGAUUGCACCUUUACUUCAGUACAAUGACUGGUCUUUACCUUGCGAACCUGAAGCGAUUCCACAACUUCAAAAUUGGUUAGAACAACUCUCUGCUAAUAUCCAAACGGAAGACGAUAACAUUUAUCCUGAACUCCUCACAACGACAAAACCCGUGCUUUUUCAACAAGAUUUACUCUCUUCAGAGGACUAUGAUUUGUAUCCUAAAUUAACCAACCAAAAUCUAUGGACUACUACAUCCGAUAAACAAAACUCUGCUUCUGAGUCCUCCUACGUUCAUACACCACCCCAUUCCUCUUCUUCUCCUCUUAACUUGAAGCCUCAGUUUUGGUCGCCUGGGUAUAUCACUUCUCCUAGCUAUAUCACCUCACCUGCUCAUGUCAUAUCUGGUAAUAAUGAGGGUUCUUCUGGAUACAUCCCCUCUCCUCCAGCUAAUAUCCCUCCUCCUCUACCUCCUCGUCCUACCAACAGAAGUCUUGACGACUCGAUGUUUGUCAAUUAUGCCGAGUUUACACAACCCGAGUUUACACAAACCGAGUUUACACAACCCGAAUUUACACAACCCGAGUAUACACGACCUGGAUUUCAGUCGAUCGAGUAUGAUUAUACACCUUCUGAUGCCAUUGAUUUUGAUACACCUACGCAGUACGAGAAAGUGGAACCCAAUCUUGUAUUUGAAACUGCUAAAAGAGAAGAGGAAGAAACUCCACAACCUGUGUUGAGUACAACGGGUACCUUUAACCAAAAAAAGGAGCUGGUACAAAUGAUGAAUUUGUUUUCUUCGCCUCAUAGUGACAUUGUUUAUAAAAAACAAGAAACCAUUACUACUACUGCUGGCAGCGUAUAUACCACGGAAGGUGAGGAAGAAGAAGAGGAAGAGGAGGAAGAAAAAUGCCCGUAUGCAGAUUUGGUGGGACAAAUCCAAAAUAUGAAGAUUGAUGAAGAUGCGAUUCGAAAACGUCAUGCGCUUUUAGUAGAUACCUUAACUAAACGCAUUGCACAAGGAACGGGAAACGUGUGAAGGAUUAUAUAACAAAACUUUAGUACCAAUGGAAACUCGCGUGGUACAAGGGCAUGGACUUUCCUCUUUUCUUUUUUUUUUUUCUUUUUUUUUUUUUUUUUUAAUAAAACUCUCUUUAUAUUU
This is a messenger RNA of Mucor mucedo, 1856 nucleotides long. RefSeq lists its product as uncharacterized. The transcript is spliced from 6 exons. Bases 144 to 1733 code for a protein of 529 amino acids. Gene Ontology annotation, cellular component: nucleus. Gene Ontology annotation, biological process: positive regulation of transcription by RNA polymerase II. NCBI's taxonomy places the organism in Eukaryota, Fungi, Mucoromycota, Mucoromycetes, Mucorales, Mucoraceae. The record is from RefSeq and is a predicted model, not a curated record.